This is a messenger RNA of Aspergillus sclerotioniger CBS 115572, 2064 nucleotides long. Its product is annotated as GMC family oxidoreductase. Gene Ontology annotation, biological process: secondary metabolite biosynthetic process. The coding region runs from base 235 to 2064 and encodes 609 amino acids. The transcript has 6 exons. The record is from RefSeq and is a predicted model, not a curated record. Lineage: Eukaryota; Fungi; Ascomycota; Eurotiomycetes; Eurotiales; Aspergillaceae. Gene Ontology annotation, molecular function: flavin adenine dinucleotide binding; oxidoreductase activity, acting on CH-OH group of donors.
GCCCCAUACUCCUGCCAGGAACCAUGCGUCCGUGUCGCUCAUCGUGAUUUCCAUCUUCAAUGCGGAUAGGAGUCGAGCUUCUGAAACCUAGCCCCAAAUGGCUGAAGCUCCGUGGUCUGCCAUGGUGGAAAAGCAUGUGGCAUAUAUAACCCCUGAUUCCGGGUAAGGAAUGUCUGUCAAUCGUGAGGCGCGUCACUCUUUUGCGUCCCAAGUCAUUCCUUCAAGACGUUCAUUAUGAUACGUCGUGUUCUUCUGUCGCUCGCUUUGCAGUGCAUGGUCACCGGGACCAUUGCCGACACUCUUUCGAACCACGAACGUGGACUGUUUGGUUCCAACCCCGAAUUCGAUUAUGUGGUGGUGGGUGGUGGCACAGGAGGAAAUACCAUUGCCACCAGAUUGGCCCAGAAGAAUUUCAAGGUUGCUGUGAUCGAGGCUGGCGGAUCGUAUGAGCUCGAGUCGGUGGCCGAGGUCCCUGCGGCGGACGUGCUUCCAGUCGGAUCGGAUCCGAAAACAUCAGCUGCCCAUGACUGGGGCUUUGUGGCAGAGGAUGUGCCGGGAGCGAAUGGGCGGUCUAUUCACUAUGCUCGAGGGAAGUGCUGGGGUGGAUCAUCUGCGAUGAACUUUAUGAUUUACCAACGACCAACCAUCAAGUCCAUGGAGCAAUGGGCCAGUACCGUCAACGAUAGCAGCUACACCUUCGACAAGGUACUCCCAUACUACAAGAACAGCGUCAAGUUCACACCCCCAAACACCCAACUGCGGGCCAAGAACGCAUCUGCCUCCUACGAUGCCAGUGCGUAUGAAUCUACCGGAGGCCCACUGAAAGUGUCCUACGCGAACUACGCAAUGCCAUUUUCGACGUGGAUGGACCUCGGAAUGAAGGAAAUCGGAAUCAAAGAGGCACCAGACUUCAAUCUGGGCUCACUGAUGGGUGGCCAGUACUGCGCGUCGACAAUCGACCCCAGCAGCGAGUUCCGGAGCAGCUCCGAGGCCUCGUUCCUAGCUAACAAGCCCUCCACCCUGACCACGUAUUCCAACACUCUCACGAAGAAGAUUCUCUUCAAUAACCAGAAGCAGGCAACCGGCGUGCAGGUCAAGGGCCCCAUGGGCAACAUCUACACCAUCAAAGCGAACCGAGAAGUCAUCGUCUCGGCCGGUGUCUUCCAAUCUCCCCAGCUUCUUAUGGUCUCUGGAAUUGGUCCGCAAGACCAACUCGAAGAGCACGGCAUCAGCGUCAUCUCAAACCUCCCUGGUGUGGGUCAAAACAUGUGGGAUCAUCCGUUCUUCGCGCCGUCAUACCGCGUCAACGUGCAGACCUUCACUGCCAUUGCCACGAAUCUCCUAGGCAUCAUCGGACAGUUCCUCAGCAUGGUCACCGUAAAGACCGGACCGUUAACCAACCCUAUCGCUGACUAUCUCGCCUGGGAGAAAAUCCCCGCAAGCCUGAGAUCAGCAUUCAGCAGCCAAACCACGACGCAGCUAGCCACCUUUCCCAGUGACUGGCCCGAAGCAGAGUACAUCUCCGGUGCCGGCUUCAUCGGCAACAUGUCCAACCUGCUCACCAACCAGCCCAAAGACGGCUACCAAUACGCAUCCAUGCUCGCCGUGCUCAUCACCCCUACCUCUCGAGGCAACAUCACUCUUCGUUCCGCCGACACCUCCGACCUCCCCAUCAUCAACCCCAACUGGCUUGCCACCCAGGCCGACCAGGAAGUCGCCGUCGCCAUGUUCAAGCGGGUCCGCACCGCGUUCCAGAGCAAGGCUAUGGCCCCUGUGGUCAUCGGCCAGGAGUACAACCCGGGUGUGGAGGCCCAGUCUGACGAGCAGAUCCUGCAAUGGAUCAAAGAUAACGUGAUGACUCUGUGGCAUGCCUCUUGCACAUGCAAGAUGGGUACAUCUGAUGACGAGAUGGCGGUGGUGGAUAGCCAGGCGCGUGUGUAUGGAGUUCAAGGCGUUCGGGUCGUGGACGCCUCUGCAUUCCCAUUCCUGCCUCCUGGACACCCCCAGUCGACUGUUUAUAUGUUGGCGGAGAAGAUCGCCAAUGAGAUUGUUAACGGGGCGUAG